This is a messenger RNA of Salvia hispanica, 957 nucleotides long. NCBI's taxonomy places the organism in Eukaryota, Viridiplantae, Streptophyta, Magnoliopsida, Lamiales, Lamiaceae. The record is from RefSeq and is a predicted model, not a curated record.
AUAUACAUCCUCAACUACGAGUGCUACAAACCCUCCGAAGCUCUCAAGCUCGACACUUCGGCCUCGUGCAGGGUCGUCCUCCGCAACCCAAACCUCGGGUGGGAGCAGUACAAGUUCCUCCUCAAGACCAUCAUCAGCUCCGGCCUCGGUGCGGAGACCUACAGCCCUCCCAGCGUCGUCGCUGGAAGAGAAGCUGACCCCUCCCUCCCCGACUCCCUCCAAGAGCUCGACCACAUCUUCUACCAAACCCUAGACAGCCUCUUUGCCAAAUCCCGGGUCUCGCCUCAGGAGAUCGACAUCCUCGUCGUGAACGUCUCCUUGCUCUCCCCCUCGCCCUCGCUGUCGUCGAGAAUCAUCAACCGGUAUAAGAUGAGGCCUGAUGUGAAGGCGUUUAACCUCUCCGGGAUGGGCUGCAGCGCUAGCCUCAUCGCGGUCGACCUCGUUCGCCAUCUGUUUAAGGUUUAUGAGAAUGCGCUCGCUGUCGUUGUCAGCACCGAGUCUCUCGGCCCUAAUUGGUAUCGUGGCGUGGACAAAUCGAUGAUGCUCUCGAACUGCCUAUUCCGAUCCGGUGGCUGCUCUAUGCUUCUGAUUUUUUUGUCAACUAAUGAAGUACUAUAUGUCUCAUUUUGCAGAGAAAGUGGAGUAAUUUGGGCUGUGAUCGAUGGGGUCGGGAAGAGUCUCGGGCUGAGCGAGUACGACCUCGAGCCGGCCUGGAUGGCGCUCCCCCGCUUCGGCAACACCUCGGCUGGCGGGCUGUGGUACGUGCUCGGGUACAUGGAGGCGAAGAAGCGGCUGAAGAAGGGCGACCGGAUCAUGAUGAUCAGCUUCGGAGCUGGCUUCAAGUGCAACAAUUGUUUGUGGGAAGUUCUCCGAGACUUGGAAGAUCCGAAUGUGUGGGAAGAUUGCAUCGAUGGAUACCCUCCGAAGAGCCUCGCGAAUCCCUUCGCGGAGAAGUAA